Messenger RNA from Metarhizium robertsii ARSEF 23, 630 nucleotides. RefSeq names its product LysM domain protein. NCBI's taxonomy places the organism in Eukaryota, Fungi, Ascomycota, Sordariomycetes, Hypocreales, Clavicipitaceae. Bases 1 to 630 code for a protein of 209 amino acids. The record is from RefSeq and is a predicted model, not a curated record. The transcript is spliced from 2 exons.
AUGAAGAAUCUUUUGCUUUUGUCGUCCCUCCUUGGUGGCUUCACACCCCUUACAACUGCAUUGCUCGAGAGCCGCGCUACUGGGUUCCAGCUCGUCACCAGCAAGCAGCUAGAAGGCUCUACACUCAACUCCAACUGCCAGCAGGUACUCCAGCAGACGAUUCAGUGCGAUGAAUACGUCGCCAACUUUCGGGAGAGGGGCUACUGCGGUUCUCUCGACGACUCAGCACUGACCGACAGCGUCUGCCAGGCCACAUGCGAGAGAUCUCUGCUCAACGCCAGGAGACGCCUUGCCGCCGUCUCCUCUUCAACACCUGAUCUGAUGCCCGGAUACCCCGUCGCGACGCUCAUCGAAACCACCGUUGCCGGCUGGAACGAGACAUGCCUCAAGGACAAGGACACAGGAAAGUACUGCAAUGACAUUAUCGAUGCUUUUGAGGAUUACGAGAGCCUCGAAGCCAUGCCUAACGCGCAGCUGUGCUCCUAUUGUUACGGAGCCAAAUUGCGCAUGAUGCAGCAGUCGCCGUACUCUGCAUACGAUGAGCUCUUUGCUCAGACACUUGAAACCGUCAAUAAGCGUGAGAUCAUCUAUUAUCACCAAGUCCAGAUCACGAAUGCUGACAUAUCAUAG